Messenger RNA from Mesocestoides corti, 1419 nucleotides. NCBI's taxonomy places the organism in Eukaryota, Metazoa, Platyhelminthes, Cestoda, Cyclophyllidea, Mesocestoididae. The record is from the annotation of a GenBank genome assembly.
AUGAUCGCACUAGGUGCUGGUAUCAGCACAUCUGCUGCCAUUCCCGACUACCUCGGCACCAACGGCCUCUGGCGCACCCACAAUGCAACCAGUAAGGUAGAUGGAAAGAAGAAGCCUCUGCGUUUGCAACUGCCUGAAGCCAGCUUUGCCAAGCCUACACGCCGAUUUGGCGACUCGUCUGGUGCGCUUUCUGGAGGUCCGCGGAUUCUCGCCAACACACCGACCCAGUCCCACAGGCCACAGAAACGCGUAGUUGCGAAGAACGGAGAGAGAGGAACCAAUUACGAGGAUGAGGGAUGCUGGCGAUUCGCCAACAUCGCCGCAUUCACUGUAAAGCAGCAAACACAAUCGUCGUCAUCGUUGUCGUGGCUUGGCAAAGCUGGCUUCAGGCAGUCGCAACCGCAGAGGCUUCUUCUUUCCAUCAACACAAGCACGCACACUUACAAACUAAAUGCCGAGCUUAUUGGUUUCAUUGUGUGUGCGCUAGAGGCCGUUGGUGCCGCGAUAGUCGGGAAUGGCAGCAGAUGUGCUGAUGCCAGCACCUGUGUAUAUCACUGUCUGUCCAUAAUUCUUGCUCAGCGAUCGAAAGGCGCUGAAAUACGUCAGCCUGAGGUUUCUAUUCUUCUUCUUCUUCUGCUGCUGUUGCGGAGGGCGACAUCCACGCGAAGAGUGCAUGGCCAGGUGAUGUGGCUCAGUCGAGCUGAUGAGGAAGUCCGCGCGACAACGGCAGAUGACAGCUUCGAAGCUCGCGGUUAUCACUGGUACGCAUGCACUGGCGACAGCGCAGUUCAUUGUCGCAUCUGUAAGUCACCACCACCAGAUGCUCCCCACCCCACGGCAAAUUCUCAACAUCGUUGCCAGGUUUUCAUAACUAAGCAUACCCACCUAGGAGGAGGCUUCAGAAAGUCAAUGCACCAUGACGUGAUGGUGGUGGUGGCGGUGGAGGCGGUGCAGGCGCGCGCGACCGCGACCUCCUCCACGAUGCUAAGCUGCUGUGAGCAUUCUCCCGACCCGUAUAUAUCUCAUCCUACUCUCCUCCUCCUCCUCCUCCUGUCCUCAAUCGUUCCGUCUCGACUCCACACUGUCUCCUCCAUUGUGCUCCUUCGAAGCAAGCGCAGAAGGCCAUUUUCCUCACCAGCUGCUGCUGCUGCUCCGCCCACGUCUUCCUGUCUGCUAUUUCCAUCCUUCUACAACGCAAAUGCGUGCUUUAGGAAACAAACAUGUCAAACCGCCGAGGCAACACAAGGCCAGCAUUCCGCUACCACUUCUACCCAUACUACUACUACUACCACCAAAGCUGCUGCCGCCGCCGCCGCCGCAACCACCACUACCAAAUACUUCCGCCAACUCCUACUACUCCCACCAUUACUACUACCCCCCCUAACUAACUGCUACAACUACCACCACUACCACUUCUAA